Molecule: messenger RNA, 3980 nt
Organism: Scophthalmus maximus (turbot)
Lineage: Eukaryota; Metazoa; Chordata; Actinopteri; Pleuronectiformes; Scophthalmidae
Gene: olfml2ba
Product: olfactomedin-like 2Ba
Exons: 8
Coding region: 357-3434 (1025 amino acids)
Biological process (GO): signal transduction
Source: RefSeq, a predicted model, not a curated record
GGAGAAGAGUUUUGGAGCAGUUCAACUCCUCCUCGCCAGUUUGCUCAUGGGUCCGCCUCCUGCCCGCGCUGCCCCAGCAGCAGCAGAUGCCGGCUGCUCUCUCACAAGAGUGCACGGUUUCUCUGGAGCCAUUAGCCCACAUUCACAGCGACCGUGAGAAAGAAAAUGACACGGCGCUAUAAUGCGUGAAAUCCCUCCGUCUGGGGACAUUUUGGAAUGCGCACAUCUGAUUCUGGAGCUAUGAAUUUUCACCGGAGGCUAAAUUGACUGGUGACGGGCUUUGCCGGAUUUGGCACAUUUGCCCACUUGCAGCAUUCCGUCUCCCGUCCCGUCGUGGCCCCGUGAGAUCCACAACAAUGUAUAAGUUGUGCGCUCUCAUCGCGGUGUGCUGCGCGUUUUGUCCGCGGGGCUCCGCGGCGCCAAGGAGCGCGGGCGCAGAUCGCAGCGCACAGGGUGCGGGCGAUGCGGAGCAGGUCGACAGGCUGCAGGAGGAGGUGGAUGGUCAGGAGAGCAUCCUCUCGAAGCUGCUGGGUGAUUAUGACAAAGUGAAAGCCCUCUCCGAAGGCUCUGACUGUCGGUGUAAAUGUGUUGUCAGACCCCUGAGCAGGAGCGCCUGCCGGCGGAUAGAAGAGGGCAGCGCCACCGCGCAGGACUUCUUCACCGUGGAGACUAUCACGUCCGGACCCGAGUGCAAGUGCGCCUGCAUCGCUCCUCCGUCGGCGGUCAACCCGUGCGAGGGGGAGUUCAGGCUGAAAACACUUAGGGAGGCUGGGAGAGAAAAUGUCAAGUUGUCCACCAUCCUUGAGCUGCUGGAGGGCUCCUUUUAUGGCAUGGAUCUACUGAAGCUGCACUCCAUCACCAAUAAGCUCCUGGAUCGCAUGGAUCAUAUUGAAAAGGCAGUGUCUCUGAACAAAAGCACGGUCAGGGUGAAGCCCGAGGAGAGACGUCGUACUGAGGCACAUGUGACUGAAAGCCCGCCCUCCUUUCCUCCACCACACUGGCAUCAGGACAAGAAGGUCCUCGCUGAGGUCAGUGUGGCAGCAACGCAUCAGAGCCCAGAGGGAAACUAUGAGGAGAAGUUUAUUGGGGAAAGUAUGCCCUUCCCUCGGACAGAUGGCUCUGCUCAGUUAAUUGAUGUCAAACCGCCGUUGACUCCCAAAAACCCGGCUGACAAGGAGGCUUCUCAGGUGUCGAAGACUGGCCCCAAUGGGAUGAUCAUCAGAGGGAUGACUUUUUAUAAAUCGGAGCCAGAUCUAAUGGUGGCAGAUGAUGGGGAACCCGGCGAGAACCUUUUUGAAUAUCAUGGAUUCAGUGGUGACGGCCCAAUCAACCUCUUCAUUGAGGAGAAUCUUCUUCAGCACAGAGUCCCUCGCCCCAGGACGAGGGCGGGACCGAGAACAUUUCGACCAAGGACAACAGCUCCUUUGCCAAGUUCCAAGGCGACCAGCCAAUCAGCAAAACCAAAAGAAACGGACACCUCAGAAACCCAUAGCGAGUCCGUCAGUACCAAAGAAAGCACAUCACAUCACUCUACAGAUGCAAAAAAUGACACAUCCAUGAGUAGAAGUGUCACGCCUGGCCCAACAACUACCACACGAAAAACCAGGACGGCAGACACUGCCCCUGAGACCACUCAAACAGUCACCGCCGGAAUCACUAAGUGGUCAAUUCCUUUGGAGGAUGAACCAGCCGGCACCCCACCAAGCGUCACUGUCAAGGAAACAACCGUGACUACAAUGAACACAAACCGUCCCUCGGAAAUUACAGCCACACAGGAAAUCCAUCGAGCCUUCACAGCAAAAAAAACACCAGCCACCGUGACGGAAACGUCUACUCUGGAGCUGAAAGAGCAAAUGCAAGCUUUACCUGGCAGCACUGCAUCAAAUCCAACCACAGAGGCAUCAACCAUCAGGCCGGCGUCCACUGACUCCAUCACAACCCAUGCUGCCCAGACCGUGUCACCAACACACCCCACGGAAGCUUCCUCAACAGCUACCACCAUGCAGGCCACUACCACACUCGAACAAAAAACUGAAUCCACCUUCUCUUCAGGUUCAACUUUGCCUCCUACUAUACAGAGACGGACCACUUUGUCUUCCUCUUUGCCCUUCACUACCCCUAUGACCACCUCAUCUUCAGCCUCUGCCACCACCGCCCCUACCACUGAAUUCACCCCUACCACCACUACCACCGCUUUCACCCCUACCACCACUACCACCCCUACCACCGCUUUCACCCCUACCACCACUACCGCCCCUACCACCGCUUUCACCCCUACCACCACUACCACCCCUACCACCGCUUUCACCCCUACCACCACUACCACCCCUACCACCGCUUUCACCCCUACCACCACUACCGCCCCUACCACCGCUUUCACCCCUACCACCACUACCACCACUACCACCGCUUUCACCCCUACCGCCCCUACCACCACUACCACCACUACCGCCCCUACCACCCCUACCGCUCCUACCACCACUACCACCCCUACCACCACUACCACCACCACCACCACUACCAGGCAGGCCUUAGUCAAACGGAAGUUCAAAAUCAGUUGGGAAGAGGAAGAGGGGGAGGCAAAAAAACAGGAAUUAGAUGAACCAAUGCAAAGACAGGAGGAAUCGACCUCGGCAAAACCUGGGGACUGUAAGGACACUUUGGCAACAAUCUCCGAUCCAGUAACUCACAACACCUAUGGCAGGAAUGAAGGAGCGUGGAUGAAAGAUCCAAAGUCUGAUAAUGGCAAAAUUUAUGUUACAAACUUCUAUUAUGGAAACAACCUCCUGGAGUUUCGCAACAUGGAGGUUUUCAAACAAGGCCGUUUCACCAACUCCUACAAGCUUCCUUACAACUGGAUCGGCACAGGCCAUGUGGUCUACGAUGGGGCCUUCUACUACAACCGCGCCUUCUCCCGUGACAUCAUCAAGUAUGACCUGCGUCACCGCCACGUGGCCUCCUGGACCAUGCUGCACGACGCCCUGUUCGAGGAAUCGUCAUCACCGUGGGAGUGGCGCAGUCACUCGGACAUCGACUUUGCCGUGGAUGAGAGCGGCCUGUGGAUCAUCUACCCGGCGAUGGAUGACGAGGGCUUCUUACAGGAAGUGAUCGUUCUGAGUCGACUCAACCCCUCAGAUCUCAGCAUGCAGAGGGAGACCACCUGGAGAACUGGGUUCAGGAGAAACCGCUAUGGGAACUGCUUCAUUGUAUGUGGCGUCCUUUAUGCUGUUGACAGCAAAAACCGAAGAGAAGCCAACCUGGAAUACGCCUUCGACACGCACACAAACACUCAGAUGAUUCCCCGAAUGCCCUUCAUCAACAACUACACCUACACCACGCAGAUUGACUACAAUCCCAAAGAGGGCGUAUUGUAUGCGUGGGACAAUGGACACCAAGUCACAUACAACAUUAAGUUUGCUUAUGUUGACCCUUAGUGAGGGCUUUAAAGUUGUUAUUUUAAAAGCUAAUUCUAUGGUUUGAAUGGAUUGUAGAUCGGUCCACGUGGCCCUCAGCGUGGAGACAAAUGGGGGCCACAUGUACAUACAGUGGGGUCCAAGACACACAUUUGAACCCCACUGUACAUAUUUCAGUAUAUUGUAUUUGAAUUGCUUUGUUCAUAUCAAGAAUGUUUCACCUGAAAUAAAUGGGAAAAUGUGCCUGAUUCCUCAGGUUGUACUGUAUAUUCAAUAAUGCUGUAAAAAAAAAAAAAAAAAGGAAAAAAAUGAAUGUAGAAAGGUGGCAGGAUGACUCAAUGGCUUGGGUCAAAGCGAUUUACAAAAAAUAAUUAAUAAAUGCUUUCUCUCUGAACAAAUCCCCAACUUCUGUGGCCAAAUUCAAUUUUUCUGUUUUAUACACAUUUUAUAUUCCUUUUUACUUUGCAUCAUAUGAAACAGGUUCAUUAUCUUGUGAACGCACUUAUUCCCUCCAUAUCGGACUGUUUCGUGGAGACUGCAAUAAAGUUUGGAAAUACUAGAGGAAAA